GGACUCGGAUCACUCUCUCUUCCUGUAUUACAAGGCGGGUGUGGGGGACCUGCGGGUUUUGCACCAUGUUCCCGGUGCCCUGGAGUGGUGGGGGUCGGAGACCAGGCUUCUAUGACAGCAGCGCGGUGCUGUUAAGGAACGCCAACUUUUACCACAGCCCCGCAAACCCUAAACCUCCAGAGCCCGGACCUAGACCCGGGCUCUUCGAAGAUCUGCAGUUCCCCGCUGACAACUCGUCCCUGCACGGCCCGGGAGGGGCCUCCCGUUUCAACAUUGCCAUAUCGCGGUGGAAGAGACCUCAGGAAAUUUGUGCCAGUCCUCAGUUUGUUGUUGGUGGGACCACCAGAACGGACAUUUGCCAGGGAGCCUUGGGUGACUGCUGGUUUCUGUCUGUCAUUGCCUGUCUCAGCCUCAACAAAGAUGUAAUGAAACAGGUGAUUCCUCCAAACCAGGGAUUCGGGGCAGGUUACUCAGGAUGUUUCCGCUUUAAGUUCUGGCAAUACGGGCAGUGGGUUGAAGUGAUGGUCGAUGAUCGACUGCCCACCAUCAACAACAAGCUGGCGUUUCUCUACUCCAAGGAUAACAAUGAGUUCUGGAGCCCACUCCUGGAGAAAGCCUACGCCAAGCUGAAGGGGUGCUAUGAGUCUCUGUACAUCGGUUACCCUCUGGAAGCGAUGGUUGAUCUGACGGGGGGAGCCCCAGAGUCAUUUCAGAUUGACGAGAUGCCCAAGGAUCUUUGGAAAUUCCUGAAGAAACUCCUGGAGAAAGGCUCCAUAGUCUGCUGUGCUAAGUCGGGUCCAGCGGGAGUAUUAAGUGAACAAGGCAUUGUGACUGGACAUGCAUACUCAGUGACCGGUGUUGAUCAGGUUCAACUCAAGACAAGUCGAGUGGAAUUGGUGAGAGUUCGCAAUCCGUGGGGCAGAGUGGAGUGGAAUGGGGCCUGGAGUGACGGGUCUGCAGAGUGGAGCCAGGUCUCAGAACAACACUAUCCCCAGACAGUACACCUGGAAGAUGGAGAGUUUUGGAUGUCCAUUGAGGACUUCAAGAAAAAUUUUUCCUCUGUGGAGAUUUGCCACCUAAGUCUAGAGCAGCUCUCCAACCCUGAUGGGAAGCUGAAACCCUGGGUACAGAUGAUUUAUGAGGGUCGCUGGGUUCGGGGCUUCUCCGCUGGAGGCAACUUACACUACAAAGCCAAGUACUACUGGAUGAACCCACAGUUUAAACUCACCCUGUUUGAGGAGGACGAUGACCCCGAUGACCCCGAGGUGGCCUGUACCUUCCUGGUGGUCCUGAUGCAGAAACACAGGCGGAGGAUGCGGCUGAAGGGAGUCAACUUCCUGUACAUUGGCUUUGACAUCUUCCAGGCAGACCCCGCCAAAGCUUACCUGACCUUCGAAGAUCUGCAGAAAGCAGCACCUGUUCUCUCCACGAAGGAGCACAAGAACACCAGCGAGGUCGCGCUGAGAGGCCGCCUACCGCCGGGACACUACGUCAUCGUUCCCUCCACGGCCAACCCCAACGAGGAGGGGGAGUUCCUUCUGCGAGUCUUCACCGAGAAGGGCAACGUGGCAGUGCCAGUAGAGAGGAACAUGUCAGCAACCGACACCCCACAGGUUCUGCCUGACCUCAGACACUGCCCCCUUCCCUCUGCUGAAGAUUCCAGGGAACUGUUUGACAAGUACUGCGGGUCGGAUGAGGCAAUUUCAGCGCUGGAGCUUCAGAAACUACUGCUGGAGAUCCUGCAGAAAACCGGUCUCAGUGAGAAGUGGGAUCAGUUUGGUCUGGACGACUGCAAGAGUCUGAUUUCGCUGACAGAUAACCGUGGGUUUGGAAAAAUGAGAUUUGAGGGAUUCAGUAAUCUCUGGAGUAAAAUCUGCCACUGGACACAAGUCUUCAGUCAGUUCGAUAAGAAUGGAUCAGGGACCAUGGAGAGUCAAGAGAUGUUCAGUGCCCUCCAGGCUGCAGGGUUCCAUGUGGAUGAGUUUUUGAUGCAGCUAAUAGGACUGAGGUACGCAGACCCUGAUCUCACCCUCAGUUACGUGAAUUUUAUUUGCUGCUUGAUGAAGCUGGACACCAUGAUCAGAGCUUUCAAAACUAUGGACAAGUUUGGAACCGGAGUGGUCAGUAUUGGCUAUAAAGAGUGGCUGCAGAUGACCAUGUAUAGCUAGGAUCCUGUGGACCUUUCACUCCUUCAACCAGAAGAGCUCCUGCAACAGAUGCUCCGGACAGAGCAGACCUUCACAAACCUUGGCUGUAGCAAUGACAAGGUGCCUGCAGUGUAAUCGUGGUCACAUAUCAGACCCUCAGGGAUACUGCAGCCACGCUGAGCCAGUUCCAGCUGCUUUAUUUUCCUUUUUCUUUUCCUGUAUUUCUGUCCACUUUUUCUUGCAACUUUUAAAACUUAAGGCCUUGUGUCAGAACUGUCUCACUUCUGUUCUCUGAACCUCAGUGAGUAUCAGCCUUUCCCCGAAGGCAGGAGGUGUGAGCUCACACAUUUGGGUACAGUAGUUUAGUGGUUAUGUUACUGGACUAAUGGGAUCUAGUAGAGGACAGGGGAAUUUAAAUUCAGUUCAGUUAAUUAUCUUUUAAAAAAUCACUGUCAGUAAUGGUGACUAUGAAACCACCAGAUUAUCAUAAAAACCCAUGAUUAAGGACAGAAAUCUGCUGUCUUUAAUUGGUGAGUCCGGACCCACAGAGCUGACUAACACUUUAAAGAGUCUUUGAAAUGAUUCACUAUACCACUGAGUCACACCAAGCUGCUGUAAGCAACUCAGGAAGGCAGCUGACCUCCUCUCCCCAGAGUAAUUAGGGGUGGGCAGUACAAGCAAUCCUGCAUCUCACAAUGACUUAAAAAUACACAAGAUCCACAAAACAAAGGGAGCGGUGACUGUUCAGGAUGCUAUUUUCCAGAGCCGUUCUUUCUCUGAGACACUAAAGUCAAAGUCGAGUUUGUCAUACGAGCAAGUCCGUGUGUGCACAGGUGCAAUGAAAAACUUACUUGCAGCAGCAUCACGGGCACAGAGCAUCGGAUAAGCAGCAUUCACAAGAAAAACAUAAACAUAAAUUAUAUACAACAGAAUAAAUUAUUUACAUUAAACUGAGAUUCCAUCUGCCCUUCUCAGCUGUAUUGCCCACGUCACCAUUAUAACAGGGGUGCUGGCUCAACCCCCAGCACUGAAGCAGAUUAUCUGUUUUUGCUGCUGUUUGUGGGAGCUUGCUGUGUGCAAACUGGCUGAUGCACUUUCUACACUCUAACCCUUGGCAAUAUUUCAAAAUGAGUUCACUGGUUGUAAAGUAUUUUGGGACACAAGGAACAAUAGAUUUGUAUUUCUUUCUCAAUCCUCUCUCUACAGAUGUAACUGUAUAUUCAGAGAAAUAGUGAGAUAUUUGCAAUUAUUUGCAUUAAUAUUUUUGAAUGCUGUUCUUUAACAUACUGUAAUUGCACCAAAGAAUCCAAUUAAAAACCUUAA
Molecule: messenger RNA, 3470 nt
Organism: Pristis pectinata (smalltooth sawfish)
Lineage: Eukaryota; Metazoa; Chordata; Chondrichthyes; Rhinopristiformes; Pristidae
Product: calpain-9-like
Exons: 20
Coding region: 66-2168 (700 amino acids)
Biological process (GO): proteolysis
Cellular component (GO): cytoplasm
Molecular function (GO): calcium-dependent cysteine-type endopeptidase activity; calcium ion binding
Source: RefSeq, a predicted model, not a curated record